AUGGACAUGAGCGUCAUCUUCAAGAAUUUGGCUAUAAUUCAUGGUAACGAUGAAUUUGGAAGAAACGUGUUACAUGUAUGCUCGUCUAUAGCAGAAAAAUAUACGAUUGUUGAAUGGCUAUUAAAGUAUAAAAAGAUUGAUAUUAAUAUUAAAAAUGUUGAGUCCGGUUAUUCUGCGCUACACUGCGCCGUCUUUUAUGGUCAAAUACGGACAGCUGUCAACCUUAUCAAAGCCGGAGCUCUAUUCACUCUUGACAAUGAUUAUUUGACACCUCUUGAUCACGUGAUUCGAGAUACAUAUAUUGAAACACGUGUUCAAGAUUCAACUGGCGAGCGAUAUGCUCUCGAAUCAUACGAUGUUUACACAUUUGGAGAAAACACAAAUUCAAAUCUUGGCCAUAAUAGCGAAACAGCAAAAAAAACACCAGAAAUAAUCGACAUAUUUCGUCGAUAUUCAAUAUGCAUAACAAAGGUUAAGAUUGAUAAAUUUCAUACGGUUUUCUUAGCUGAUAAUGGCAGUGUAUAUUCUUGUGGAUUUGGUGUUGGUGGACGUCUAGGCCAUGACAAUGAAGAAUCAGUUGUUAUUCCGAAAAAGAUUGAAAUGAUGGAAUUAAUCAAGGAAAAAGAAUACGAUCGAUGUGUUGAUAUAGAAGUAUCGGUUGAUAAUACCUAUUUUUUAACAGAAAAAGGAUUUUUAUGGAGUUGUGGUUUAAAUCAAUAUCAUCAACUGGGUCAUCCAACAUUAACAAAAGUCUUAGUUCCAACAAAAAUUCAAUUCCGACAACUAAAAGAUAAAAAAAUAACGAAAAUGGCUUGUGGAAGAUUUCAUUCAGCGCUUAUUGUUGAUGAUCAAUUGUAUACAUUUGGUUUAAAUGCUGGACACUUAGGUCAUCAAAAAGGCGAGCAGUUUAUUCAACACCCAAUGUUGGUAACAAAAUUUAACAGUAAAGAAGAGUACGUGCAAAAACUAUUGUGUAAUGACUAUGCUAUUAUAUGCUAUACAAACAAAGGUGAUAUCUAUGUAUUAAACGAUUACAAACCUCGAAAAAUUGUUAAAAAUGUAUUAAAUAUUACCGAGUUAGGCGUGACUGGUGGUCGAUUAGAUUCUAAAGUAGAGUCAAGCGGAGUUCUCAAAGAAAAUGUUGGUGAUGAUUUGAAAUUAUUUUACUUACAAUCCGCGAAACUUUAUAUUUGGAAUGAAAAAGAUUGUUUAAGAAAGUUAUGUUUAUGGACUACUCAUCAAAAAUUACUAAUUGAACAUAUAGCAGUCGGCAGUUCAGCUCUUAUUUUUACAACCAUAGAAGGUCAAGCAUAUACAGUUAAUUUAGAUAAGUUAUCAAUUGGAAAAAAGUCAAAGCACGAUCAAGAUACUAGUAAUUCAAUCUAUGAUGAAGGUCGAAUUCAAACAUUAACACCAGUAGCUGUUCAAUUUCUACAUCGUUCCCGUUUUGUUACAGUCGAUCGGAAAGGACGAACAUUUUCUGCCCUACAAUAUCAUCCAAAUACAAAUUUAAAUGCAUAUCCAAGAUAUCCAACGAGUAUAUUUGAUGAAGAUAUUAAUCGUUUGUUUGAUGAGAAAGAUCAUUAUGAUUCUGUCCAUGACAUUAUCGUUAAAAUUAAUCAACACGAAUUUCCUUUACAUCGGUAUAUUUUGGCAAUGAAAAGUGAAUAUUUUCGAAAAUUAAUUUUAAACAUGAAUGAAAAUGAAAAUAUAACUACCGAUAAACCUAGUAAGAAAAAGAAAGAAAAAAACACACAAGAAUUAAUUAUUGAUGAUAUCGUUGAUAUUGAUAUGUUUAAACUAAUUUUGGAAUACAUUUAUGGUCAAAAAUGUCCAUAUAUGACAUUGUGUGAAAGAGCAAAAGACAAACAAAAUGCAUUAUUAUUAUAUACGAAUCAACGUCAUGAUGAAAAUGAUUCAAAUGAUGAUGAUAACGACUUUAAUAAUAAUCGAAAAAAGAAAUUUCAAAAAUCAAAGAAGAAGAAAAAAGUCUGUUUAAUUCCAGCUGUUGUUAAUGAUACUGUUACCAGUGCAACACUGCAAAAAGAUGAACUGUCCUCCAACUUAGAUCAACUUAUUGAUUUAUCCAAACGAUUUCAAUUACAUAGUUUAAAGAAACGAUUAGAUAGCGUUAAACAAAGUCGUCAACGAAAUGAACUUAUCGAUACCGACAUAGGCCAAUUAAAGCUAAAAAAUCAUUUUUCUCGUCAAGCAUUACCUGAAUUGUACGACGUUUCGAUUGUUGCCGAAGAUGGCAACAAACUUUUCUGUCAUAAAUGCAUUUUGACAUCUCGAAUGGAAUAUUUUCACAGUAUGUUCUUAGCUGGUUGGAUGGAGAGUCAGAAUAAUCCUGAAUUGAAGAUGACAAUACCGUCGAAUCUAUUAGAAAUUCUAAUUGAUUAUUUAUACACCGACAAGUUAACUGACAAAUAUAAUAUUGAAUUAUUAUGUCAACUACUUGUUUACGCUGAUCAACUCUUAAUUCCAAGACUGAAAGAAAUUUGUGAAUUUCAUAUUUCAAAUCUUAUAACAUUUCGGGAUGCUGCCGAUAUUUUGAAAUUUUCGUCUACUUACAACGCUAUAGAAUUAAAAGCAUUUGUUGAACAAUUUAUUUGUCGAAAUAUGGCAACGUUUCUUGAAGGACGGUUAUUAGACAAUGUUGAUGAUGAUUUACUAAAUGAUUUGACUAAAUCCUAUCGGAACAUGUUGGACUGCAUGAGUUAUCGAAUGAUUACUCCGUACAGUGAUUGCCCUUCAUUAGAGCCAAUUAUGAAUGAUUUAUUAACACUUGAAGAGCUUAAUGAAAUAGCCGUUGAUAAUGAUGAUCUCAAGAAACCAAAACGAAAACAAAUUAGAUUACGCAUGUCUGAAGGUGACUCGAAAACUGAGAAUUUCUCUGUUAUCACACAAAGAACUAGUCCAGACGCUGUAUCAACACUAGUGGCCGAGAAAACAAAUGGAGUCUAUUCAACAAUUCCAAAAAAUACACAAGAAGACAAAUGGAUAUCGGUAAAAGCCCCGAAAGACAAAAAGCAGAAUAAGCCAAAACAAUUAACGCCAUCAUCAAAAGCACAAAUGUCAACAGCAAAUGAUACUAAGGUGGUGUCAAAGCCCUUAAUACCUGGUGCUACUUACUCUCAAAAAGAUGUUAUCAAGUUAGCAGCUAUGAAAAAGACGUCAGUGAAUAGUUUGAUCUCGUCAACACUGCACGACAUUGGGAAGCAGCAAAAUAUGCCUUCGAUUAAUGAAUUAGAAUCUGUGAAAAGCCCGAAAGUUUUAGCAAGUAACGAUGCAACACGAUCAGCCUGGAAUGUAUCAACUCAUUCAGUUUCUAAACUUUCAAUUCAAGACGUUAUCGAGAAUGAUACUACUCCAGCUAAAAAAGCAAAAUCAUCAAAAAUACCUGCGCCAGUAUCAAUAACAGCGACGAAUCCUGAACCAAUCGUUAUUCGAUCCGAUCCAGUAUCCAUAGCAUCACCAGCAGUUCAAUCACCAAUAGAAAAUCCCUGGUCAAUUUCUCCAAAGUCACCACCACAAACAGCAUUAUUUCACCAAUUAUCUUCUCCUCCGCCCCAUUCGUUCAGAUCAAUUUUGGAUGAUGAAAUGCGCCAACGAGAAGCAUUAAGACAAGUAACCAAUAAAUCGUUUGAACUGAUUCAGAUCGAAGAGCAUGCAAUUCAAGCAUUAAAACGAUUAUAUUCCGUUGAUCAACAAUUUGAUAUGAGAAUUACAGUUGAACGAGUCGUUCCUCUCACAGCAAAUCCAAUUUGGCCUCGUACACCUACAACAUCUUCAACUGGAUCAAAUAGCAUAGGUUCUGGAAAAAAAAUUCAUUUAAAUCCGUUUAUUUCUAACAAUAAACGUCAUAAAACUCCAUCAUCAACUUUAAAUUCAAAUCAAACAACCAUUUUACCUCAAUAUAUGCGAGCGUGGUUAAUUUAUAAAUAUGGUGAUAACAGUCAGUUAACAUUUGACAAUGUUUCAUUACCAAUUUUAACGUCACCAAAAGAUGUAUUAAUUAAAGUGUCAGCAAGCAGUGUUAAUCCAAUAGAUUUCCGACGUGGAUACGCUGGAAAUAUACUCAAUAUAUAUCAGUUAAUUAAAAAUCGUCUAAUGAUUGAUGUAUCAACUUCGGAAUUUCCAUUAAUCUUGGGAAGAGAUUUUUGUGGAGAGAUUGUACGUUGCGGUCCAGCAGUGACAAAAUUCAAAUGUGGAGACAAAGUUUAUGGUGCUCUUCAAAUAACACGACAAGGCUCAUUUGCUGAAUAUUGUACGGCAGCAGAAAAUGAAAUAUGCUUAAAACCCAAUAAUCUUACUGAUGAAGUUGCGACAAGUUUACCCCUUGUAUCUCUGACCAGUUGGUAUGCUUUGAGAAAAUUUGGUGGGAUCACUCCAGAAAAUGCUUAUGGAAAACGUGCUCUUUUACUAGGCGCCAGCGGAGGUGUUGGUCACAUCGCGUUACAGUUAUUAACAAAUUUGGGCAUUGAAACAACCGCUUUAUGUGGCGAGAAAUCAUUUGAUUUUGUACGAAGUUUAGGAGCUUACGAGACAAUUGACUACAAGAGACCUGAUUUAUUUGACGAACUGAGUCGUAAACCUAAAUUUCAAUUUGUGUUGGAUACUAUUGGAUCAUCUAACUACAAUGUUGACCGUUUGGUUCCAGUUAUGUCACCCGGUUCAACAUUUGUCACUAUCAUCAGUCCUUUAUUUCGAAACACCGAUAAAUAUGGAAUACUGCCUGGCUUAUCGCGAUCAGCAUAUCAAGCAGUGUCAACAACUUUGAAAGGCUUAUCAAAUGGUAUCAGUUACAGAUGGGCAUUUUAUAUUCCGGAUGGUUCCGUGUUAAACGAAAUAAAACAACUAGUGGAACAAGGAAAACUAAAGCCUACAAUUGAUAGUGUAUAUACAUUUCAACAAACACCUGAUGCAAUAGAGAAAGUGGAAAAUGGAAGAACACGUGGAAAAGUAGUUAUUAAAAUGUAA
Molecule: messenger RNA, 4983 nt
Organism: Didymodactylos carnosus
Lineage: Eukaryota; Metazoa; Rotifera; Eurotatoria; Philodinida; Philodinidae
Source: the annotation of a GenBank genome assembly